Messenger RNA from Aspergillus piperis CBS 112811, 3717 nucleotides. RefSeq names its product ABC transporter ATP-binding protein. Bases 1 to 3717 code for a protein of 1238 amino acids. The record is from RefSeq and is a predicted model, not a curated record. NCBI's taxonomy places the organism in Eukaryota, Fungi, Ascomycota, Eurotiomycetes, Eurotiales, Aspergillaceae. The transcript has 6 exons. Gene Ontology annotation, biological process: transmembrane transport. Gene Ontology annotation, molecular function: ATP hydrolysis activity; ATP binding; ABC-type oligopeptide transporter activity. Gene Ontology annotation, cellular component: membrane.
AUGGCAGCCUUCCUUGCUGGCGCCAGGCGCUUCAUACAUCGAAAACCGAGGUGGAUGUCGCUGUUCAGCUUCACAACAACGAAACAUCUUCCGGUGCUCAUAGGAGGUUUUACAUUUACGGCCAUUUCUAGUCUUUCGGUUCCCAUAUUCUCCGUACUCUUGGGCGAGAUAUUCAAUACGUUCACACUGUUCGGGGGAGGCAAGGUUGCGAAACAGGACCUAACGCCACAGAUCAGCAAAUACGCUGUCCAGUUGGUUGGACUUGGAGCAAUCAAUUGGGUUUGCAAUAGUGUUUAUUUCAUUCUAUUUGUGAUAUUCGGAGAACUUCAGGUCGCGAAUGCACGCACCAAGCUCUUCGAAAGGCUUUUACAGAAGAGUCAGGAAUGGUUCGAAACGCAGCCGGAUGGCACGAGGGUCUUUCUAUCUUCUCUCCAGGGGCAAGUCGAAGACCUACAGAAAGCAACCUCGCAGCCUCUCGGCCUCGCUUUGCAGUACAGUUUUCGAGCCAUUUUCUCUCUAGCCCUAGCAUUCUUCACCUCCUGGAAUCUUACUCUGGUCACUUUGGCGGGAAUUCCCUUCCUUUCAGCCGCUCUCUCCUUCCUCUCCAAUAAGACGAACUCGUGUAUGGAAGCACAGAAGACAGAACUGGGUCAUCUGUCGCUGAUAGUCGACAAUGCUACUUCAUCAAUCGACAGCGUCAAGUCUUUUAACGGGCAAGAUACUGAGAUCCGAAACUUCGUAAGCAGCGUUGACAAUGCCGCUAUACAUUAUCUCAGACGCGCGCGCUUAACCUCUCUACAAAUAUCCAUAUUGCGACUGAUGACAUUCGGAAUGUUCGUGCAGGGCUUUUGGUAUGGGAGCUCUUUGGCUACCUCCGGUGAGAUUUCAGCAGGAGAAGUGCUCAGGACAUUCUGGGCUUGCUUAGCAGCUGCCCAGUCAAUGGAAUUCCUUAUGCCACAAAUUGACGUCCUAGCAAAAGGAAAGGAUGCAGCCCUUUCUCUGAUCCACACUUUGAGCUCGGAGUCAGAGGAUACUGUUCGAGGGGAGGGGAGGGGUUCCGUUUAUCCGAAGUUUUGCGAAGGCGAUAUCGAGGUCAGCAAUGUCUCCUUUGCUUACCCAGCGCAGCCGAACAGACCAGUCUUGAAGUCGACAAGCUUUUUCUUUCCCGCCGGAGAGACAACCUUCGUUAUUGGCAGAAGUGGAUCUGGAAAAAGCACGCUUGGACAGCUGCUCACACGCUUCUACUUACCACUAUCCGGGGAGAUUCUGAUAGAUGGGGCCCCCAUCCAAUCUCCGAGCAUCGACUGGAUAAGGAACAAUAUUACUUUGCUGGAGCAGCGAAGCGUUUUGUUCAACGAAUCUAUCUUCAUGAAUAUCGCCUUUGGUAGUCGCAACUAUGAAGGACUCAGCAAGGUUGAUGUACGUGAGUGUAUCGAUCUGGCAAGGUUACAAAGCACAAUAGACGAUCUACCUAAGGGAAUCGACACUUGCGUGGGUCACGGUGGUGAUUUCCUAAGCGGUGGUCAAAAGCAAAGAGUGGCGAUUGCAAGGGCGCGGUUAAGGGAUACGCCUAUAUUGAUAAUGGAUGAGCCUACAAGUGCCCUUGAUGCCACCAACCGCGUCGAAAUAACGAAAGCUAUCCGGGAAUGGCGUCGAGGGAAAACAACUAUCAUCAUCACACAUGAUAUGUCGCAAAUCAUGGAUCACGACUUUGCCUACAUCAUGGACCAAGGCUCGGUUAUUCAAGCUGGCUACAGACAUGAACUGGAGGAGAGCAAUACUAUACUUCCUGUGAAUGAUGUCGUCAAUGAGAUCAACAGGGCCAGAUCAAAGCAUCGGAAUAAGCGGCCAUACAAGAAUGCAGCACGCCUCGCGCCGCAGGAAAGCAUGUCUUUAGGCCGGAUCAUGUUGACCAUACUCCCUAACCUGACUCGAGGUCAAAAGCUGCUUCUUUUGCUUGGAUGUUUCAGCACCCUAGGUCACUCGAUGGCUACUCCGCUGUUUUCUUAUUGCCUGUCGAAGCUCCUUGAGACGUUUUACAACAGGCAAGCCAAAGCCUCAACAUGGUCACUGAUAGUACUAGGAAUAGCCGUAGGCGACGGCGUUAUAUCAUUUCUGAUGCAUUAUCUUCUGGAGCUAUGUGGCCAGGCGUGGGUUGAUCGUCUCCGCAAAAGAGGUUUCCAACAUAUUCUUGACCAGCCACGAAAAUGGUUUGAAGAAGCAGGAAAUGAACCUUCCCAACUCACCUCGUCCCUCAAUCACAGUGCUGAGGAGAUGCGAAACCUGGUCGGUCAUUUCGGUGGCUACGUUCUGGUGGCUACUUCAGUCACCGUGGUGGCUAUCAUAUGGUGCAUGGCUGUUUGUUGGAAACUGACCCUCGUGGCAGUGGCUUGCGGACCAGUCAUCUAUGCCAUCACCAGAGGGCUCGAGAAAACCACCGGAAUAUGGGAGAGACGUUGCACCGGGGUCAAAACGACAGCGUCGGAGAUAUUCAUCGAGACAUUCUCGCAGAUUCGCACCGUCCGCACAUUGACCCUUGAGCCUUACUUCCACAAGAAGCAUAUGAAGGCCGCGGCACUAUGUAUGGUCCUCGGAGUGAAGAAAGCUGUCUAUACCGGCUUUCUCUUUGGACUGGUAGAGUCCAUGAUCAUAUUCGUCAGCAAUCUGACCUGCGCAGGCCUAAUCUUCUAUUACGGAGCUGUCCUCGUAUCAUCUCUUGAAUUUACCGUCACCAGCCUCAUGACUGUCUUCUCUGUCCUUCUCUUCAGCAUUGGCUACGCAAGCACAGUACUAUCAUGGAUCCCCCAGAUCAGCGUUUCCCACAUAAUGGCCAACCAAGUCCUACGCCUAGCACACCUUCCACGCGGCGCAUCCCACGAACACCGGGGCACUCUCAAAAUCACCACAGCCGCACCAGUAAAGAUCACCAACCUAAAUUUCUGCUAUCCAUCCCGCCCGGACGCACACGUCCUACGCGACGUAUGCAUCACCAUCCCCCGAAACCAAAGCACAGCAAUCGUAGGCCGAUCAGGCUCCGGCAAAUCCACAAUAGCAUCCUUACUCCUGAAUCUCUAUGAAGCCCCCACCACCACCACCACCUCCUCCUCCACAGACAGAAGAACCUCUCCUAUAUCCCUCAACGGAAUCGACCUCCAACGCAUCCACACCCCAACCCUCCGCUCCCUCAUCACCAUCGUCUCCCAACGACCCUCCAUCUUCCCCGGCACAGUAGCAGACAACAUCAGCUACGGCCUCGAAGACGACUCCCCGCUCCGCACAAUGUUCCACAUCCGCGCCGCAGCAGAAGCAGCCGGGAUCGACGAAUUCAUCACAUCCCUGCCCAAGGGCUACUUCACCAUGAUAGGCGACGGCGGGGCCGGUAUGUCGGGGGGACAAGCGCAACGGCUGGUAAUUGCACGGGCGUUGGUGCGACAGCCACAGCUUCUUAUCCUGGAUGAAGCCACGUCCAGCCUUGAUCCGAAUAACGCUCAGAUCAUUCGACGGACCGUGCAGAGGUUGGUCGCGACGCGGAAGGGCCUUACUGUCCUUAUCAUUACGCAUGCAAGGGAUAUGAUGGAAAUUGCGGAUAAUGUUAUUGUGAUUGACAAGGGUCGUGUGGUGGAAGCGGGGAAGUAUAAGGUGCUUGCUCGGCGGCAGGGUGGGAAAUUAAGGGCUUUGAUUGAGGAGGAGGAGGAGGAUUCUGAGGUGGAUGGAUGA